GAACAAGCAAGCAAGCAGCAAAACCUGAACUUGAAGCGAAGAGAGCAGAGAAAGGGCAAGGGAGCUAUGAAGUUCACUGACUCUCCCGUAAUAGACCUGCCGGUGCGCAAUGCGCGCCUGUCACUCCACCAAGACAACGCCUCAAUGCACGUGGGCACCAGUGUCUGGCCUACCUCUCUCGUCCUCGUCAAGUUCGUCGAACGGUGGCUCCCGCUACCGUGCGCCGCCCCCACCCUCCACCCCAACCCCAACCCCAACCCCUACGCAUCCCUCCUCUCUUUCGCCCAGAAGCGCGCCAUCGAGAUCGGCGCCGGUUGCGGCGCCGCCGGUAUGGGCCUUUUCCUCCUCGGCCUCAACGACGUAGCGCUAACCGACAUCGCCCCCGUUAUGCCAGCCCUCAAACACAACCUCAAGCGCAACAAACAAGUCCUCGGCAAAACCCUAAAAACUCACGUCUUGUACUGGAACAACCUCGACCAGAUCAGGGCCCUCAAACCGCCGUUUGACCUUGUCAUCGCCACCGACGUUGUAUACAUCGAGGAGGCGGUGCCGCCGCUCGUGGCGGCGAUGGAGUCGCUUGUGGCGGACUCUGGCGCUGUGCUGCUUGGGUAUCAGUUACGGUCUCCGGAGGCGCACCGGCUGUUUUGGGAAUUGUGCGGAACUGCUUUUGCCAUCGAGAAAGUGCCGCACGAGCAUUUGCAUCCAGAGUAUGCGUACGAGGAAACUGACGUGUAUAUACUGAGGAAGAAGAAGGAAGAAGGAGUAAUUGGGUAAUUGGGCCUGUAAUUUUUAGGUUUAUUUGUUCGAAUAGAUUUCUAAGUUUAAUGCCUACGAUGUUUUCCUUAUUACUAGUUUACACAAAGAUCACAGCGCUUUGUAAUUUUCUGGGCUUGAAUUGAAAAUUUUGGUUUUUGAAGCUUUGUUUUUUAGAAUAUGACCAUUGUUCUGAUUAGAUUACUAAUAUUUGCCUUUCCCCUGUU
Messenger RNA from Malania oleifera, 980 nucleotides. RefSeq lists its product as uncharacterized. The record is from RefSeq and is a predicted model, not a curated record. Lineage: Eukaryota; Viridiplantae; Streptophyta; Magnoliopsida; Santalales; Ximeniaceae. The transcript has a single exon. The coding region runs from base 67 to 774 and encodes 235 amino acids.